CCAAGAGGCUGCUCUGGGUUUUGUGCCAAGGGUGCUUCAGCAACCAAGCCCAGCGCUCUCUCCUUCCCUCGUUGACCUCGGAGCAGGAUUACCAUGCUGAGUUUCUGCUGUUCCCAGAUUCUGCUGCUGCUGCUGCUGCUGUUGCUGAGAGGUGAGCCACUAGGCGGGGGGGGGGGGGGGGGGGUGGCGCUGUGGUCUAAACCACUGAGCCGCUUGGGCUUGCCAAUCAGAAGGUUGGCGGUUCGAAUCCCCGUGAUGGGGUGAGCUCCCGUUGCUCUGUCCCAGCUCCUGCCAGCCUAGCAGUUCAAGUAGAUAAAUAGGUACCGCUGCGGCAGGAAGGUAAACGGCAUUUCCAUGCGCUCUGGUUUCCGUCACUGUUUUCCGCUGCGCCAGAAGCAGUUUAGUCAUGCUGGCCACAUGACCCGGAAAGCUGUCUGUGGACAAGUGCAGGCUCCCUCUGCCUGAAAGUGAGAUGAGCACCACAACCCCAUAGUCACCUUUGACUGGACUUAACCGUCCAGGGGUCCUUUACCUUUUUUUUAACCUUUAACCAACCUGGGGAGGUGAGAACAACCCCUGUUCUUUCCCAGAGGGGAGCAGUUCUUCCGCAUCUCACCUGGGCUGUCCAUUCUGCUUUUCUUUGGAUGAUCCAAUUCUAUGGAAGAGGAGUUGGGGGGCUCUGGUAGGUUGUGAGGUGGAAGGAUCUGGGAGCAAGGCUACUACAAGAAGUAUAUUGGAAGAUUUGGGACACACAGAAGAAAGGACUUCUCCACACGGCACAUAAACUCCGGAAGUAGCAUUGGCCGCUGACUUGGAUGGCUUUAAAAGAUCAGACCAAUUUCAUGGAGCACGGAAUCAUAGAACUGUAGAGUUGGAAGGGACCACAAAGGUCAUCUAGUCCAACCCCCUGUAAUGCAGGACCCUUUUGCCCUAUGUGGGGCUCAAACCCAUGACCCUGAGAUGAAGAGUCUCAUGCUCUACCAACUGAGCCAGCCACAAUGUCUAUGCUCUCCCUCCAUCGUUGGAGGCAGGAUGCCUCUGAGUACCAGUUGCUGGGAAUCUCAAGUGAGCUUUUGCUUUUAGGCUUCCCACAGAGAGCUGCCCCCUGUGAAAACAGGAUGCUGUACUAGGUGGGCCAUUGGCCUGAUCCAGCAGGGGUCUUCUUAUGAGAAGGGAAUGGGCCACAGCAGGGAACCCUAGAAGCUAUAAAAUUCCCAAAUGAUAUACUGGGAUGCUUGCGUAUGAUGAUUUGCCUCAGCUGGACCAAAAUGGUUUCUGCCUCCAUACCCCUCAUGAAAGCUUUGGGUUUCUUCUGUGUUCCGUGUUCGGUGAUGCAAUGAUAGAGAGAAGGAGUUGUUUGUUGUCAGUGUGGUGUAGAACGUUAGACUAGAACCCACUCAAGUCAUGAAGCUCACUUCACCAGUCAGCAGGGCCGGAUUUAGGUUUGAUGAGGCUACUGAAGGUAAUGGGGCCCUUUACAAAUUGCCACUGUUUUUUGUUCUUGAAUAUAUGCCAAAUGGUAAUUUAUGGACCUAAUACAGGGGUCAGCAAACUUUUUCAGCAGGGGGCCGGUCCACUGUCCCUCAGACUUUGUGUGUGUGUGGGGACUAUAUGUUGCCAUGAUAAUGACCCACAUUUCUGGCAAAAACCCUUAUUGGGACUAACCCCACUGUUGCCCAAAUGUGAUCCUUUUUUGGGGGGGGGGUGCUCCUUCAUAUCCCUAUGCUGGUUCCUUUGCAUUUUACACAUUGACAGUUAUUAUUUUCUCAUAAGGUGGGGUGGGGGGCUGAGGUAAGCGCGCCAUUCUUGUCAGCCCUGGAGAGCAUGUGCACAUGCGUGGGUGAAGGGAAAAGCCAUUGGCCACGUUAAGUCAGGCCGGUGCCGCUCAAGCAAAAAAGUUCUUUUCCCCGUGUGAAGGAAGACAAGGCGUUGGCUAUUUACCUUUCCAUGGCUUGCACCUUGUAGCUAAUGAGUGGCCUCCCCAGCAGAGCGCAGAACUGUGUCCGAGUGCAGCUGCCCAGGCGCUCCCUGCUUCCUUUGGUGGGCACCACCACCAUCACAGACACCUGCGGGCAUCACUCCCAAGGCGCCUCCGAGCCCCUGCCGCCGCAACUGCCCUUCCUGAGGUCAGUCGCAGGCAGCUCCAUGGUGGAAAUCCGAACUGUGGCUCCUUUUCCCUCUUCCCCACCCCUCAUCCUGGAGGAAAAGAUUGCUGCACAAGCGCAACAAAUGGAAAAGGGGCUUGUCUCAAGCAGCUGCCCUCCUCACUUUUGACCCCCAAGCCUGACUGAGUUGCAAAAUCAUCGCACGCCAGCGCUAUGCUGGCUGCCUGGAUUCUGGCACUGUCAGCAGGCUGGAUCUAGAAGGCAAUUGGGCCUGAUCCGGCUCACGGACCUUAGUUUGCCAACCCAUGACCUAAUAGGUAUCUAAAGCCAUUUGCACAUAACAAAAUAUGUAUUUUAUAAAAGUAAUUGUUGAACUGAAAUACAACUAAGAAGAAGUAUAUUAAUAGUGAAAUACAAUUAAGAAGAAUUAUAUUAAUAGUGAAAUAAUUAUUAAGCUCUAACUUAGAAUGAUGUAGGAUUUAUUUUAUUUGUUUUUUAUCCUAUAUUUUGGAAAUGUGCAUCCAGUUUUUCCCCCUUUAAUUUUUUGGGUGGGCCUCCAAGAGAGUGGGGCCCUAAGCUAUAGCUUGUUUAGCUUAUACGUAAAACCGGUGCUGCCAGUCAGUAUCUCUCAGCCUAACCUACCUCUCAGGGUUGUUGCGAGGAUAAAAUGGAGCGGGGAGAAGCAUGUACAUAUGCUACCUUGAGCUCCUUGGAGGAAAGAUGGGAUAGAAAUUUAAUUAUGAAUGAAUGAAUAAAUGAAAUCCAGUCCUGGAGAAGAAACAACCCUUUGGUGUUCUGCCACACCUCAGGCUUAGUGGCAUUUCACCACGGAGCAGAUUUUGGAAUGGGGGAGGGGGUGGGGCUGUCAGGAAUAGGACAAAAGUGUUCGGUCCAAUCUCCGCCUUCUAAUACCAAUCAUCUCCCAUUAUUUUGACCCUGUCUCAUUUUCCCUUGCAGGUGCUGAAAAUGCUUCCACACAAAGAGGUGAGAGAGGAUUUCUGGGAAGGGAUACCCAUACCCCUCCUCCUCCAAGAAAUCAGUGGGAUCAGGCUCCAAGGUGCCCCUGGAAAAGUUGCUUCCAUUUCCCUGGACUCAGAGAGAUAGACCCCAUUUUGUUUACUAUCCCGGGGCCCCUCUCCCCCCUCCUACAACUCUUUCUGCCUCUCUCCUUUUAAAAAACAACAACCAAGAGAAAAUUUUGGUGGGUCCGCCAGUUUGAAGAUGGACAUAUUUCUAAGGCCACUGGGAAAACACAGGAGGACAGUGAUCUGACUAGAGCAAGUGGCUCGCACGCCCGUGUGUCGUUUUAUUGCCACCUCAGUCCUCCACCUGCAGGCAAGUUCCGCACAGCAGCAUCCCAAGCCAGAGCUGCCCGCUCCCAGCUCUGCCCCGGGAAGACAAAACUAUUAGCCGCAACAUUUAGCGUGGCUUACAUUUGCUGCAGAAUUGCAAUGAAACGUCACCGAGGGUGAUGCUCGCCCGCUUCUCCUCCGCUCUCUGCCCCAUGCCUGACGCCUCUCCCUCGUUCCUUUGCAGCCUGCGGACGGCCCCACGUGUUCGCCCCUCGGAUCAUCGGGGGGAAGAAGGCCGACGAAGGGGAAUGGCCGUGGCAAGCCAGCAUACGAAGGAACCGGCUGCACAUUUGUGGAGGAAGCCUGGUCUCGUCCCAGUGGGUGGUGACGGCUGCUCAUUGCUUUGAAGGGUGAGAGGGAAAGGACGCGGCUUUGCACUGCUCCACUAGAGGGCGGUCGAAGGACAGUGUCAGGGAGAAGGAGCAAUAUUGGUUCAGGAAGGGACCGAUCUGAUGCUUGCAAUGAGUUAGGAAUAUAUUUACGGCACUGGCUCUAAUGGUCUUCUUUUAUCUCAGUUACUGAGAAUGUGUGUAUUAUUGCCCCAUUGACUUCAUUCAGCGCCCCCUGCCUGCUUGCCUUCCUUUUUACAGCCGGUAAUGGGGGUUGCCCUGCCUGUCGGCUUUCUUUGCCUCACUCUCAGGGAUGCCCUUAGGGAACUCAGCAGGGAAGAGGACGAUGAGAACAAAACUGUAAUUAGUUUUCUCUGCCUGUCAACCCAACAUACAUGGAAUCCAAUAAACGGCUCCUCAGAAGUAAGUUCCGUUGGGUUUUCUCAGGGAUGAUACAAGACAUUUUGGUGCCUGGUGUAGAGCAGCAAACGGCAACUCCCUCCUUCCCCAACUCAAGUCAGUUCAGUUUUUUAAUUUUUUUAUUGAUUGAUUAUAUCCCACCUUUCCUCUCAAAGGAGCCCAGGGCAGCAUUUUAGAGCACAUCGACACAAUACAGACAAACACGAUUAUACCACUUUAAACAGUCAUGGCUUCUCUCCCCCCCCACAAAAUUUUGGAAUCUGUAGUUUAUUAAGCAUGCUGAGAGAAGUUAGCAGCAGGGUCUGUGUCCCCCUCCCCAGUCAGAGCUCACUGGAGUUCAGUUCUGGCACCUCUCAGGUGGGUGCCAUUGCUAUUCUACAAGAACAAGGAAUAAGUUUGUGGUGAGCUCUGGCACCUCCUUUUCUGGAAAAAUAGCACUGGUAAGAAGCCCCUAUUUCUCUCAUGGAGCUACAGUUCCCAGAGUUCCCUGGGAAGAGGGAUCCAUGGUUAAACCAUUCUGAGAAUUGUAGCUCUGUGAGGGGGAAGCCACGACCAUUUAAAGUGAUAACAUAGCACUUUACAUGUAUGUUGUAAAUAUGGCCUAAAAAGUACUCUGUGUGGGCGUAAAAAUGCCACAAGAACAAAGGUCCUAUCAAUUGCUGCUCUUUAAUUACAGCUGAAAUAAUCUGCCCGAGGCAGCUGCCUCACUCUAUCAAAUGGUAGGACUGGCUCUGGGCUUCCUCCCUGCCAGGUGGCUAUAGGAUUGCAGCCUUAGGGUGCAAAGUGCUUGACAGUUAAUAACCCCAAGUUACCCACCAGGCAAACCUGUGAGGCAGAGUAGGAUUAGAGAAUGUCUUUCAUCAGGGCUGAGGUGGGAUUUGAAUCCAGGCCUUCCUACCGCACAAGAUGCUUAUUGUUCCUUGUCUCUCACAGGCCACUGAACCUACCCGAAUUCCGAGUAAACUUGGGAGAAUACGAGCUCCCCAAGCCUGCGCCCAGCAUGGUCUCCUCUGCUGUCAGCCGGAUCAUAGUACACCCGUCUUAUGCUGGAGAAGGACUUAGUGCUGAUAUCGCCCUGAUGCAGCUGAAGGAGGCAGUCAAUUUCUCCCGAGCCAUCUCCCCUAUCUGCCUUCCGAGCUCUUCAGAUCCUGACACCUUCCCUGUAGGGAUGGCAUGUUGGGUUACUGGCUGGGGCCUCAUCUCCGCAGAUGGUAAGAACGGGUUGUAGUGCCAUCUGCUUCAUUCACAUGAAUGGCCCUGAGUUGGUCAUGUCCUUUAAUUUAAAUGGGUCUACUCUGACUGGCAAAGGGACGCGGGUGGCACUGUGGUCUAAACCACUGAGCCUCUUGGGCUUGCUGAUCAGAAGGUUGGCGGUUCAAAUCCCUGCAACAGGGUGAGCUCCUGUUGCCUGGUCCCAGUUCCUGCCAACCUAGCAGUUCGAAAGCACAUCAAAGUGCAAGUAGAUAAAUGCUCUGGCGGGAAGGUAAAUGGCGUUUCCGUGCGCUGCUCUGGUUUCAGUGUUCCGUUGCGCCAGAAGCAGCUUAGUCAUGCUGGCCACAUGACCUGGAAAAACUGUCUGCGGACAAACGCCGGCUCCCUCGGCCUGUAAAGUGAGAUGAGCGCCGCAACCCCACCCAGAGACAUUUGUGACCGGACUUAGCUGUCUGGGGUCCUUUACCUUCUUUAACUCUGACUAUGACCAGAAGUUGCCCAAAGGGGAACUGCAUUUAGGCUGAAAAAAGGGGUUCACUAUGUCUGGUGUAAAUGGUAUAUCCUGUUAAGGGACAGUGAGUCUGUGGCUGAUCUUGGUCCUUUGCUUUCCUUGUCUUAGGCUACUUCAUGGCUCGGACGUUGCAGGAGCUGGAAGUGCCAAUCCUAGGCACUGAGGAAUGUGAUCAGAUGUUCCACGAGGACUCCAAUGGCACCGAGACUGUGCCUCUUGGCCACCGGUUGAUCUACAAAGACAUGAUCUGUGCUGGGUACCCAGAUGGAAAUAAAGACACUUGCCAAGUAAUUGUGGAUCAGAACAGAAGAUUAAGGGCAAUGGAAACUGGGGAGGGGUCAGGGAGGAAGCAACUGGCAGCUAGGAUGAGAGGGUGACUGUGGAUUAGGAUAGAUCAGGGCAGAGCCAGAAUCUGGCUUCAGUACAACAGUUCAGUCCUUAAAAAUACAGAUUCCGAGAGAAGUGGAUCUUUGGGGCACUUCCAGACAAGCCACUGCUUUUAGGUGGGAAUUCAAGUCACAUACUGGCAAAUUCAGGUGGUACAAUUAUUAUUGAUUGGGAGUUUUCCCAAAACACUAUCAGACUGUUGUGAUCAAGAAAGCACUGGAAAGUGUGGGAUAUAACACUUGCAUCGAAGCAACCUUGUCUAGCCUCCCUGCAGAGAAAUCAGAACGGAUGCUCAUUAAAUAGCCAACAUCGUCUAAUCUCCCUGCAGAGAAAGCAGGAUGGGAAUGCUCAAUAAAGAGGUUGUCUGGAAGCGCCCCUGGUUUCUGCAAGAGGUUUAUCUCAAGAUUUUGGAGCCUUCCAACACAAGAGGGACAGUGGGUGCUUCCAGAUGAGUGCUUAUUAUUGCAAAUUCAGAUAUUGCAAAUGGGCCAUUGGAACUAGAAAUGGGGGAGAAAUCUGAUUCCACUGGUAUUUAAAGGCUAAGUUGCCACAUUUGCAUCAUCUGAAACAAUAUGUGGACUGAAAUGUAGUUCUCCAGCCAAGCAAUAUGUGCAAAAAUGCAUAUACUAGGGUAAAACGUGCCUAUAGAUGCAUAUGUUAGUGAAAAUCACACACAAAAAUGCCCUUGGUAUCUCCACUUUGAUCACCGGAGAAUUGAUGCUUUUGAAUUAUGGUGCUGGAGGAGACUCUUGAGAGUCCCAUGGACUGCAAAAAGAUCAAACCUAUCCAUUCUGAAGGAAAUCAACCCUGAGUGCUCACUGGAAGGACAGAGGCUCCAAUACUUUGGCCACUUCAUGAGAAGAGAAGACUCUCUGGAAAAAACCCUCUGAUGUUGGGUAAAAUUGAGGGCACAAGGAGAAGGGGACGACAGAGGACAAGAUGGGUGGACAGUCUUACAGAAGCGACCAACAUGGAUUUGAUGAAACUCCGGGAGGCAGUGGAAGACAGGAGUGCCUGGUGUGCUCUGGUCCAUGCGGUCACGAAGAGUCAGAGAAGACUAAUUGACUAAACAACAAUAUCCACUUUAAGGAUCAGGCAGCAAGUGAUAAGAAAGUCCCUUGCCUGAGACCUUGGAGAGGUGCUGCUGCCAGCCAGGGUAGACAAUGCUGGGCUAGAUCACACAGUAGUGAAAAGAGAUCUACAAAUACUAGAAAAUGAAUGAAUGAAUGCACAAAAAGGCUGGCCUUUUAUAAGGCAAUCUAUUAUAUUUCCUUGUCUUUCUCUCUCCCUCUCUCUAGGGUGACUCUGGGGGCCCUUUAGCUUGCAAGCAGAAUGGCACCUGGUUCCUGGCUGGAGUGGUGAGCUUUGGGGUGGACUGUGCAAAGCCCAAGCGGCCGGGAAUCCACACACGGGUGACUUCCUACAUGGACUGGAUUCAGCGCACUAUGGCAGAGAAAGCAGCCCAUGGUGGCGGUGAUGCCCAUCUCUUGAGUGCCAGUUCUGCCACUCCCUUGCUUCUACUUCUUCUCCUGGUCUUGACCCACAGCCUUUGGUGACCCAUGCUGCCUGCACACUUGGAGCUUCAGAAUGGCCACCUUGUGUUGAUAGGUUGGAUCAACCAGCUCAGAGUGACCGGACUCUGGUCUUCUGUAGGCUGAGCCUGAAGCAGAGGACAUCAAGGACAGAUGAAGAUCCCUGCUGGACUUGGCCAGUUGCCCAUCUAGACAAACAUUUCGUUCUCAUCAUGGCCAACCAAUGCCCAGGGGAAGCUUGCAACAGCAGCUCUUCCCACCUACAAUUCCCAACAACUAGUGUUCAGAAGUGCGUCACCUCUGAAUAUUCUAAACAGCUUUGCCACCAUCUGAACGAUCGCCCUGUUUUUGUUCAAUAGGUGAAGAGAAACAAUGUGUAACUGAAAGAGGAAACAGAAACAAAAGUAGGGUCAAGAGCCAUUAAAAUAAGAACAGAGCACAUGGAUCUGCAAGGGGUGCUCUUCUUCGAUGUGCCAGCCAGCCACGCACACCUUCUUUCAGGCUACUCCAUUCCAUCUGUCUUCUGUCCUUCCCCACCCAACAGCCAAUCAGCAUUCUGUGGCUACUGUACUUUUUUUUUGUUCUGCAAAACUUUGAGUGCCUUCAAACUUGCCAGUACCACCCCUGCUGUGGGUGGAUAAUGCCAUUUGGUUACAUAAGGAUCAUAGCUCUCAGAGCAGGAGGUCAAUAUUAGUACUUAGGCUUAGCGGAUGGCAGUAGAAAGAAUGUAGAGGAAUAACAGAGAAAUGAAAGGAAAUACAGAUCGGUAAAAGAUAAAUGUAACUCAACUGGUCGAAAUUAAAAGGGUACUUUUCUAUGUAACAGUGGACCAUUUCCCCAAUUCGUAAGUAAUUUAGACAUAGGGGGUGGAGCCUUUGUGGGAGAAUAUCCUGGUGGCUUGUGUCCAAAAGUGAACAGGUGGCAGAUGUUAGGGCAGCUUUUGCCAACCUGGUGCUCUCCAGAUAUUUUAGACUGCAUCUCACAUCAGUGAUAGCCAGCAUGGCAUGAGGCUGCUAGGUAAAGGUAAAGGGACCCCUGAGCAUUAGGUCCAGUUGUGACCAACUCUGGGGUUGCGGCGCUCAUCUCGCUUUAUUGGCCGAGGGAGCUGGCGUACAGCUUCUGGGUCAUGUGGCCAGCAUGGUUAAGCCGCUUCUGGCGAACCAGAGCAGCACACGGAAACGCCGUUUACCUUCCCGCCAGAGUGGUACCUAUUUAUCUACUUGCACUUUGACGUGCUUUCGAACUGCUAGGUUGGCAGGAGCAGGGACCGAGCAAUGGGAGCUCACCCCGUCGCGGGGAUUCGAACCACCGACCUUCUGUUUGGCAAGUCCUAGGCUCUGUGGUUUAACCCACAGCGCCACCCGCGUCCCAUACAUGAGGCUGCUAGUCCGCUUCAAUUUUAAUCAUACAGUCCUGUGAACAUUAGCAGUAGCUGGUAACUGGCCCUUGUUUGAACACCCAACCAGCAAGAAAACCCCACAGGUAUGCUUCAACUGUCGGUCUUUAUCUGAGACAGUCCCUGUUUCCCUGAACCCACCCUUUGAAAAAGUCACUGCUAAUAUUUUGCCUCCUGGAUUGGUUUUCGGAGAUGCCUUUGACACAUGUGGGUUAGAACUGGGUGUCGGUCUGUCUGUUUGUAGAGUAAAUGAACACAGGAAGGGGAAAAUUCAGCUGUAUAUAAUGAAGUGCCAUGUUUCUCUGGGAUGGAACUAGCCAGACAAUGUUGGUAUCAAACUAUCAAGCUGCAAAUCUGUAGAACAGAAGCUAUGAGGUGAUCUCAACUAAGACAAAUGCCUCUCACGGACACCACACAGUGACCAGGAA
This is a messenger RNA of Podarcis lilfordi (Lilford's wall lizard), 9672 nucleotides long. The record is from the annotation of a GenBank genome assembly. NCBI's taxonomy places the organism in Eukaryota, Metazoa, Chordata, Lepidosauria, Squamata, Lacertidae.